Molecule: messenger RNA, 1353 nt
Organism: Tetranychus urticae (two-spotted spider mite)
Lineage: Eukaryota; Metazoa; Arthropoda; Arachnida; Trombidiformes; Tetranychidae
Product: E3 ubiquitin-protein ligase Siah1
Biological process (GO): multicellular organism development; proteasome-mediated ubiquitin-dependent protein catabolic process
Cellular component (GO): cytoplasm
Molecular function (GO): zinc ion binding; ubiquitin protein ligase activity; ubiquitin conjugating enzyme binding
Source: RefSeq, a predicted model, not a curated record
UCAUUUGUUGAAAAUGGCGUUUGUUGUUUCACUUUCGGCUUGUUAAGCUUUAUAUUUUAUAGUAAGGCUCAAUAUUAUAUAUUUUACUUGAUUUUUUAUUUUCAAUCCGAGCUAAUUUCUAAUUAUUCAUGGUUUAAUUAAUUUAGUUUUUGUUUUUAGCCAACUCCAUAAAGAUUAGGAAACCAUCAAACCCUUUUUAAGAUAAGUUCUAAAUUGGUCAUUGAAAGAAGUCCAAUAAUGAUGAGACCUAAUGAUAACCAUAUGAAUAGUUUCAGUGCCAGUGAUACCAAAAAUUUUCCUCAUAUUGUUCCACCACCUUCCAUCAUUGCAGCUGGAUCUGGAGCUCCUGGUAUAUCUUGCUCUGCAAGCCAAGAAUUACCUUUGAUUAAAACACAACCAUCUGAACUGACUUCUCUGUUUGAAUGCCCUGUUUGUUUUGAUUACGUUCUUCCUCCUAUUCUUCAGUGUCAAAAUGGACAUCUUUUGUGCUCUGCGUGUCGCAAACAAUUAACUAAUUGCCCCACUUGUCGUAUUCCUAUUUCAAAUAACAUACGUAAUCUUCAAAUGGAGAAACUUGCUAUGAAUUUGCUGUUCCCCUGUAAAUACUCAUCUCAAGGGUGCCUUCUUAAUCUUACUUGUUCCGAUAAAACUGACCAUGAGGAUUCAUGUGAUUUUAAAUCAUACUCUUGCCCAUGUCCAGGCAGCAAUUGUAAAUGGAAUGGUCCAUUGAAGCAAGUUAUGCACCAUCUGAUGACCCAGCAUAAAAGUAUUACCACGCUACAAGGGGAAGAUAUAGUUUUCCUAGCUACUGAUAUAAAUUUAAGCGGAGCAGUUGACUGGGUUAUGAUUCAAUCAUGUUUCAAUCACCACUUUAUGCUAGUUUUAGAGAAACAAGAACGAUUCCAAGCGUAUCAACAAUUUUUUGCAGUUGUUCAACUCAUUGGUACUCCAAAGCAAGCAGAAAAAUUUAUUUAUCGUCUCGAAUUAAACGGACAAAAAAGAAGAUUAACAUGGGAAGCAACUCCACAUUCUAUCGAUGAAGGUGUUCAGAGUGCUAUUAAUCUAUCUGAUUGCUUAGUUUUUGACACAAGUAUUGCGAAUCUUUUUGCAGAUGGUGCGAAUCUGGGUAUAAAUGUCACCAUUUCUCCUGUUUAAGUGCAGCGACUGCUUUUCCUAAUUGAACUUAAAACAAACUAUACAUAUUACCCAAUCAGCCCAAUCAAUUAUGCACUCCGGAAACUUGUAAAAAAUCUAAUUGUAAAAUUAAUUAUAGAACCGAUUGUUAUCUGGUGUGCUCAAGCAGAUUGUAAAAUUAAAUGCCUGUCUAAGUCGUAAAGGUAUUGAAACACUUUU